UUCAGAGCAGACUUGAGACGAGGGGAUAGGAACGUCACGGGACUAUUUGACUUUUAUCCGCAACACCGCUGCCCCUUUUUCUUCUAGAACUUUCCAACUUUCUCUUAAUUGUAGUUCCGUAAAAACCAGACAGGGAUUUAACUCCGGAGUGACUGAUGUUCAAAAAGAAAAGUCCCCACAGCUGGCAGUGAUGGUGAAUGCGACGUGGCCAUAUUCCUCCUACGUGCCCCAUUAUCUCCUCCGUGGCGAUCCGUUUGCUUCAAGACUCUCUAAGGAGGCAGACAUUGUUGCAGCUUUUUACAUCUGCAUCAUAGGUAUUUUGUCUGCAACAGGGAACGGAUACGUUUUGUACAUGACCAUCAAACGCAAAACCAAACUGAAGCCUCCGGAGCUCAUGACUGUCAACUUAGCCAUCUUUGACUUCGGCAUAUCAGUGACGGGAAAGCCCUUUUUUGUUGUUUCUAGCUUUUCCCAUCGCUGGUUGUUUGGUUGGGAGGGCUGUCAGUUCUACGGAUGGGCAGGCUUCUUCUUUGGAUGCGGGAGCCUCACCACGAUGACUGUGGUCAGCCUGGACAGAUACCUCAAAAUAUGUCAUCUGAGAUAUGGAACGUGGUUAAAACGGCAUCACGCCUUCUUGUGCUUAUGCUUUGUGUGGAUGUAUGCAGCCUUCUGGGCCACCAUGCCCCUGGUAGGUUGGGGAAGCUACGCCCCAGAACCAUUUGGGACCUCCUGCACGCUGGACUGGUGGUUGGCACAAGCUUCUGUAUCGGGCCAGACCUUUGUCAUGGCUAUUCUCUUCUUCUGUCUUGUGCUACCGACUGGCAUCAUAGUCUUUUCCUAUGUGAUGAUCAUCUAUAAAGUCAAGUCUUCUGCAAAAGAAAUCUCGCACUUUGAUGCCCGAAUCAAUAACAACCAAAACCUGGAGAUGAAACUCACAAAGGUGGCAAUGCUGAUCUGUGCAGGCUUCUUGAUAGCCUGGAUCCCGUAUGCGGUCGUGUCGGUGAUAUCCGCAUUCGGGGAGCCGGAUUCGGUUCCCAUUCCUGUGUCUGUUAUUCCUACCCUGCUUGCCAAGUCCUCAGCAAUGUACAACCCAAUCAUCUACCAGGUGGCAGACCUGAAGAACUCCUGUUCGUCUGCCUGUUUGAAGGUCAUGGGGAAACGCAAGCAUUUUCGGAAGUCCAGGUUGUACGCAAUCUCUGGCACGUUAAAGGACACACCAGCAACCAAAGAAACUCGCAUGGAGAUGUGAGACAAGACUGUUUCCUGCUUGCCUCUUUGACUUGGACAGUUUGCCUUCUCCCCUUGCCCGAUCACACGCUGCCUCGCCAUCUACGUUGACACGAACGACCGCUUAUCUUUGUUCCUGCUUCACAACCUAUACUCAAUCUCUUCCUGCAACUCCUCACCUUAAUCCUUGGAAAAACAUCAAACUUCCGAAGUGGUUUCAGUGUUGUACAAUGUUUGACUCCGUUUUUUUUUUUUUUUUGUAGGCGUGUUGAGUCCUUAAAUUAUUGUUCUUGAACAAAUCAUGACUCAGGUUGGAAAAAGUUUAGCAAAUAUCAGAACGUUUCACCUAAAGUGUGAAUUCAAAUGAAAGUAAGUGUAUAUAAAUAUAUGGUUUCCCGUUGUUACACCAAAACUGUACUUUAAAUGGUUUGUACAGGCUAUUGUCUUUAUGUGGCUUCUGUACGAGCGUAUAUUUAAAACGCCACUGCAUGCCAGCAGAUGAAAUGUGAGUCCAAUCGGUGAAACCGAGACUUCACGACUUGAGGGGGUACCGGGGGUUAUUGUCCCAAUGCAGCACUGAUGAGACUGAGAGAGCGCGACAGUACCGGUAAACGGCCUUCACCGGGAAACCAACAUGUGAGUGCACUUUAUUUGCAAAACCACUUAGUAUGCAUUGGAAACUGUCUGGUUUCACCCGUAGAUGUUGUGGAUUGUCACAGUGACUGACAAAACAACUCGACGACGGCACGCUACAAAAAGUGGAAAUCUAAACAAGAUUGGAUAUCUGAAAUCAAAGCAAGGUAAGGUAAUGUGUAAUGUAUAGUAGUUGAUCGAUUUUAUAGCAAAUGGUAAUUGUUAUGCCAACCUUCAAGCUUCCGCAUCAACGUUUGCAAUAGAAGCGACUGUCGGAAUUAUUAAGACAAGAUUCAGGACUACAGAACCUUCCCCGUCUCCGCUAAUCAUUAGCCACGUUUACAUGAGGAAUUUUUCUCUUUCCGAAUGGAAUCUUUCCGAAAGCAAUGGUAUACAUUCAUUCAUUUUCUACCGCUUUUCCUCACGAGAGUCGCGGGGGGUGCUGGAGCCUAUCCCAGCUGUCUUUGGGCGAGAGGCAGGGUUGCCAGCCAAUCGCAGGGCACAUAUAGACAAACAUUCACAUUCAUGGCCAAUUAACCUAGCAUGUUUUUGGAAUGUGGGAGGAAACCGGAGUACCCGGAGAAAACCCACGCAUGCACAGGGAGAACAUGCAAACUCCACACAGAAUUCCACAGGUGGAAUUGAACCCUGGUCUCCUAGCUGUGAGGUCUGCACGCUAACCACUCGAUCGCCGGGCCGCCAAUGGUAUACAUGGAAAGGAAUAUUCCAAUCGCAUGUCUAAUUUGCCGCUAUAAUUAACCAGAAUAGUCAAUGGGGCAUGCCCAGUAAAACGUAAACACCAACAGUUUUUCUUCUUUCCGAAUGGAAUCUUUCCGAAUGACUUUUCCUAAAACAAUGGUAUACAUGGAAAGGAAUAUUCCAAUCGCGUGUCUACAUGCGUCGCUAUAAUCAACCAGAAUAGUCAACGGGGCAUGCCCAGUAAAACGUAAACAUCAACAGUUUUUCUUCAUUCCGAAUGACUUUUCCGAAAACAAUGGUAUCCAUGGAAAGGAAUAUUCCAAUCUCGUGUCUACAUGCGCCGCUAUAAUCAACCAGAAUAGUCAAUGGGGCAUGCCCAGUAAAAUGUAAACACCAACAGUUUUUCUUCUUUCCGAAUGGAAUCUUUCCGAAUGACUUUUCCUAAAACAAUGGUAUACAUGGAAAGGAAUAUUCCAAUCUCGUGUCUACAUGCGUCGCUAUAAUCAACCAGAAUAGUCAAUGGGGCAUGCCCAGUCAAACGUAAACAUCAACAUCACGUGAUACCGGCUUCCACAAGUUUUUUUUUUCACUUAUUGGAAUAACUCCGUAUUGCCAGUUUUUCCUUUGUCCAGUCUUGAAAUUUAGUUUGAAUCAAAAACAAACUUUCCUUAGCAGUCCAGUGCCGAUUGCUCACCUCCAUUUUUUUUUAAACCGAAGAACGUCUCGAUCUGCGUGUUACGUCAUAUCUCAGCAUUCGCUGAAAGAACGCACCCGGGAACAGGAAAAGAUAAAGUUCAAUCUUGCUAAUAUUUUAUAAUUAAGUUCGGCACAUGUUUUAUAUAGAUAUGUAUUUUCUUUUUAAAUAAAAGUGGACUUGUGAAUGGCGUAUAGAAGGGUUUAGAUUCUGUUCCACAGAUGGCGCUAAUGCACAUCGAAAGCUGCUUGCCAACCGCCAAUAAACAACAGAAGAAGAAGAACACAGUCUGACAACUCUCCAUUUGAGCGGGUACAAGAUACCUCAAUCGGAUUGGGGAAAGGAAUAUUCCACCCCUGGGAAUCCCAUUAUAUAUUCAUUCGGAUUGGCACUUUUCUUUCGGAAUGUGGUGUAUACAAAGGUUACAUUCUUUCCGUUUGAGCAAAUAACCCGAAUGGAAUUGGAAUAUUUGGGUCCAUGUAAACGUGGCUAUUGUCGGGUCUAGAACCAAUUAACCGCAAUAAGCUAGAAAUUACUGUCAAAUUAAACUUGUUCAUACGAGUGUAAAAUAGAAUGUGCCUGAUAAAAAUACAGGGACCUUGAUAGCAGAUAUUUAAUUUAGUUUACAUUUCCACUUCAGUACCCGUUUCAUUUCACGGGAAUGGGUACAAUUGUCACUUUACUUUCCUAUGUGGAUCACAUAUGAUUGUUUGUAUCAUGUUUAUUCAAUGUAUGUGCUUAAUUGCUUUUCUUUGUGAUGUUUUUAGCCUAACGUCGGUGUGUUACGCAUUAGGGCUAAAGCCUGCAAAACAAAUGGAAUCCCUAAAAAAAAUUGGGAUUGAGAAGUUGGUAAUAUUUGCAUUAUUCUUACAGUUGCACAAGUGCAAUGAUCAAACCUUCAGGGAAAAAAAACAAACUCUGAAGGAUAAUCGACAGGUAUUUUAUAUGACAGAUGCAUUCCGGUAUGUUGCAUUGAAACGUUUUUUUUUUUUGUCUAUA
This is a messenger RNA of Doryrhamphus excisus (bluestripe pipefish), 4252 nucleotides long. It is a transcript of the gene opn5, whose product is annotated as opsin 5. The record is from RefSeq and is a predicted model, not a curated record. Gene Ontology annotation, biological process: visual perception; G protein-coupled receptor signaling pathway. Lineage: Eukaryota; Metazoa; Chordata; Actinopteri; Syngnathiformes; Syngnathidae. Gene Ontology annotation, molecular function: G protein-coupled receptor activity. Gene Ontology annotation, cellular component: membrane.